AUGCUGCUCAAUUCUGCCCCGGUUGUGAUCGAUAAUGGGUCUGGACUGUGCAAAGCCGGCUUUGCUGGUGAAGAUAGCCCUAUCAGCGUGUUUCCCAGCAUCAUCGGCCGUCCCAAGAAUCCACAAAUGAUGGUGGGAAUAAACCAGCAGGACCAUUAUGUAGGCGAUGAAGCCCAAAAGAUGCGAGGAAUUCUCACCCUACAGUAUCCCAUCGAAUAUGGAGUUGUGAAAAAUUGGGAUGACAUGGAGAAAAUUUGGGAUUACACCUUUAAAAACGAGCUUCGUGUGCGACCCGAAGACCAGGCUGUUCUCCUAACUGAAGCUCCUCUGAAUCCUAGAAACAAUCGAGAAAAGAUGGUAGAAGUUAUGUUUGAGAAGUUCAAUGUUCCUGGCCUGUAUAUUGCCAUCCAAGCUGUCCUUGCUCUUUACGCUUCCGGAAGAACUACUGGGGUAGUUAUGGACGUCGGAGACGGAGCCACGCAUCUGGUCCCCAUUUAUGAAGGACAUGGACUCCAGCACGCUGUCACUCGUCUAAAUCUUGCCGGUAGAGACCUAACCGACUACUUCAAGACCCUCCUCCUCAAACGUGGUUACAGCCUUGUUUCUUCGGCUGAAAUGGAAGUAGUGCGCGACAUGAAGGAGCGCCUGUGUUAUGUGGCACUGGAUCCUGAAACCGAGCUUAUGCGGGCUAAGAAAAGCAAUGCUGUGGAGGCGCACUACGAGAUGCCAGACGGUCAGGUGUUGACCGUGAGCACAGAACGUUUCCAAUGCCCAGAGGCACUCUUCAUGCCUGAAUUGGUGGGACGAGAAAUCAAGGGCAUUCACGAGGUGACCUACGAGUCAGUGGAGAAUUGCGAUAUUGAUCUGCGUAAGGAUCUCUACUCUAGCAUAGUCCUGUCCGGUGGAAGCACGAUGUUUGAAGGUCUUGUGCCGCGCAUGCAGCAGGAAAUGGCCCGACUGGUGGCGAAGAACGUCAAAGUGAAGGUGAUCGGUCCGGAAGAACGCAAGUUUUCUGCCUGGAUUGGCGGUUCCAUUCUGGGCUCCUUGAACGCCUUCAGUGAAAUGAUCGUAACGAAGUACGAGUACGAAGACAUGGGUGCUGGAAUUGUGCAUCGAAAGUGUUUUUGA
Spirometra erinaceieuropaei is the source of this 1128-nucleotide messenger RNA. The record is from the annotation of a GenBank genome assembly. Lineage: Eukaryota; Metazoa; Platyhelminthes; Cestoda; Diphyllobothriidea; Diphyllobothriidae.